Molecule: messenger RNA, 2799 nt
Organism: Colias croceus (clouded yellow)
Lineage: Eukaryota; Metazoa; Arthropoda; Insecta; Lepidoptera; Pieridae
Product: tigger transposable element-derived protein 1-like
Exons: 2
Coding region: 73-1407 (444 amino acids)
Cellular component (GO): nucleus
Molecular function (GO): DNA binding
Source: RefSeq, a predicted model, not a curated record
UUUUGGUUAUUCAACGAAAGUGCGCGAACGUGCGGAAUGUUAGAAAAAAAAUAGUGAGCAGCGGCGCGUUUAAUGUUAAAAAUGAGUUCUUCGAAGUCACGUAAGAAAACGUACACAGAAGAAGAUUUAGAGAAAGCCUUAAAUGAAAUUAAAGGGAAGAAGAAAUCUGUAAGACAAAUAUGUAAGGAAUUUUCUAUUCCUAAGACAACAAUAUUGGACAAAAUCAGUGGCCGUAGACCAGGUGGAGUUAAGAAACCUGGACCAAGACCAACUCUAGGAGUAAAUGGCGAAAAAAAGGUAGUUGAAUGGCUGCUUAAUAUUUCUAAAUGUGGAUUUCCAGUGAAAAAACAGGAAUUGUUGCAAACUAUUGAAAAAAUAAUUCAUGAAGGGGAAAUUAAAAAUAAUUUUAAAGAUAAUCGUCCAGGUGAAAAAUGGUUUAAAAAAUUUUUGGCUAGAAACAAAGUAAUUUCACUAAAAAAUGCGGAGGGAAUAAAUAAAGCCAGAGCUCAAGUAACAGAACAGUCUAUAAGACUGUGGUUUAGACAAUUAGAAGAAUAUUUGGAGAGUAUAAACCAAAAAGAAAUAUUGAGUGAACCGAUGAGAAUUUUCAAUGGAGACGAAAGUGGUUUUGCUCUUUGUCCAAAGACAGGAAAAGUUAUAGGCCCGAGAGGGUUCAAAAACUUAUACCAAAUAAAGCCUAAUAAUGAAAAAGAAAACAUAACGGUAUUAUUAACUUUUAAUGCGAAUGGAGAUAUGUGUCCACCUUGUGUGGUGUUUCCAUACAUUCGACCACCAAAAGCUGUAGUGGAUAGUAUGCCGCAAGAAUGGUGCUUAGGCAAAUCGGAGACAGGUUGGAUGAGAGGAGAAAUAUUUUUUGAAUACAUAACUAACGAGUUUAACAGCUGGAUAGUGGACAAUAACAUCAAAAAACCAGUGCUACUGCUAGUAGAUGGGCAUAAAUCGCAUAUGUCAUUAGCGCUAAGUACUAUGUGUGAAAAACUGCAAAUUAUUUUGUAUGCUCUUCCACCCAACACUACCCAUAUUUUACAGCCAGCUGAUGUUAGCGUAUUUGCACCGGUAAAAACAUAUUGGAAAUCAACAGUCCGCAAAUUCCUAUCAAAACCAGAAAAUUUUAAUUCUGCUGUCACAAAAACAAAUUUUUGCACAUUGUUAAAUGAUGUAUUGAAACAUCCUAACAUGUCUGACAACAUAAAAAAUGGGUUUAAGCGCUGUGGUCUUUACCCAUUCGAUGCAAAUAGUCCAGAUUACACUAAAUGUGUAAGAAAUACUUUGGAAAAUGUUCAGGCUGCUUGUCAACAGUCACACGAUGUUACUCAUUCAGAUAUAAAAUGUUUUAAAAAAGUUUUAAAAGUCCUGAAGCCGACCCUAAAAGAUAAAAAAAAUUGACAUACGGCCUAUUACGAAAGCAGUCAAUACGUUGAAAAAGUCUCUCUCUGCAGAAGUAGGAUUUGCCGAGAUCUCAAUCGAAACUGAAUCUGAUAGGUCGCAUAAGGAACUUUCAAAAGAUAGAAAUAGUUCUAUUGAUUGCGAAUUGGAUGCAACCAAAGAAUUAACCAUCUCUUCACUACGCGAAGAAGUUGAGAAUAAAAAUAAUGAAGCUAACUCCAAUCCUAUAGUACAGGUCCAAACAGUAUCAGCCCAAAUACAUUCUACACCCAAACAGUUUACACAAAUAACCACAAAAAACAGUAAUAUAGCAACAGUAUCAUCCAAAAUUGAAUACAACGAAAUUAUAGAAUACCAAGGUAAUUCUGCAACUAUUGAUAGUAACAAAAAAGAUUUGUUCCCUAACUUAUCUCUUUCGACAUUACAUCUUUCGGACAGUUACUUUGACGUCGGCUCUAUCGUGUCCUUAGACGACGUCCUUAUUCUACCGUUACAAGAUAUUGCAUCCACGUCAAAUACAGAAGAAAUAAUAGAAACACCUUUGAAUUCUACAAUCUAUACAGCCAAAUGUUUAUCUUCAGAAACGUCCCCUUCAGCCUUUUAUACAGCGAACAACAAACAACCAUGUUUAGCAGUGGUUGGAGAAUUAAAUCAAAAUAAAAACACUGAUCCAUUUAAGAACCACCUGAUGUUGCCAGAUAUUUCUAAUAAACAAAGAAAAAUUAAUCAAAGAACACCAGCAGCAAUAUCUUCUUUUGCAUGGAGAAAGUAUUAUGAAGACAAAGAAAACAUUAAGAACGAAAAACAGGAAGCAAUACGAAAAAGAAAGUUAGAACGAACAGAGAGAAAUGAAAAAAAAAAAUCUUUCCAAAACUCUCAAACGCUUCGUAGAACUGCUCCAAAACGAAAAAAGAAGAUAAAUCAAAAAGAUACACAAGAGACGUUUGAGAAAGGAAAUUUACCAGCUGUAAAUCGAUUGAAAUGUCCUGAAUGUGACGAUGAACUAAUUUCAGAUGUAGAAGACGACAAUGAGAAAAAUAUUGGCUGUGACAAGUGUGAUAGGUGGUAUCAUCUGAAAUGCACGCGAUUUGUGGGAUUGAGUUAUUUGGAGGUCAAAGAUACGUCUUUUGAAUGUGACUAUCAUUAGGUAAAAUUCUGAGGCUAUAAUAAUCAUAUCUUGUCUCAUCAUUAGUUAUAAGAUUCAGUAUUUCUUUUAGUAAUAGGAUUAAAAAAAUAUUGUACUGGUUAAUAAUUGCUAUGCCAAAAAAUUUUCAUAAAUCAAGACUCAUCAAAAUCUCUUAAAUGAUUAUAAUAUUCCUUGUGAUUUUAGAGUAAGCUUCAGAACUGAUUAUUAUUGAAUUUUAAAUGGACAAUUAUCAUUUAUUUAAAUGC